AUGGGUAAAGAUGUAAAAAAAGUUCAUAAAUUAAGACAUGAUCCAUUAAGUAAACAAAUUGAAGAAUCAGAAAGUGCAUAUCAAAAACCACAUAAAAGAGUUGGUAAAUUAAGAAAGAAGAAAGCCGAAAUGGAGAACGAUACUGGUAUUGAUGAAACUGAAUCGGUUAUUCCAUCAGCCUUAUCUAAAAAGAUUUUAGAUCAAAUUAGAGAACAAGCAAUUGAAGUUGAAGUUGAAGAUAGAAAAAAAGAGAAACAAGAGAAAUUAUUAACUUUUGAACAAGAGAGAAUUCAAUCUAAACUUUUAUCAUUCAACGAUUUCAUCGAUGAUGAUGAUGACGAUGAAGAUGCUGAUCAAGAUGAUAAUAAAAGACGUUCAAAUGGUAAUGAUUUCGAUGAAAAUGAUGGUUUUGAACAAUUCUCUGAUACUGAAAGUCAAUUUGGUGUUGGUGGUGAAGUUGAAAUCGAUGAAGAAGAUGAAAGAGUACUUUCAAUGUUUAUGGGUGGUGGUGGUGGUGAUGGCCAAGAACAACAAUUUCAAACUCGUUUCACUCUUGGUGAUAUCAUUGAAUCAAAAUUAAAAGAACAUGAAUCAAGACAAGUAUCUUCUGAAAAUGCUAUUAAUCCAAAAGUUAUUGAUGUUUAUACAAAAGUUGGUAAAUUAUUAGAAACUUAUACAUCAGGUAAAAUACCAAGAGCAUUUAGAAUUUUACCAAAUUUUACAAAUUGGGAAGAUUUAUUAUAUUUAACACGUCCAGAUAAAUGGACACCACAUUCAAUUAGAGUUGCAACUAAAUUAUUUUGUAUGAGUACAAAUUCAAAGAUUACUCAAAGAUUUUUAUCAAUUGUUGUUUUACCAAGAGUUAGAGAUAAUAUUGCAGAAUAUAAGAAAUUAAAUUAUCAUCUCUAUAUGGCAUUAAAGAAAUCAUUGUAUAGACCAGCCGCUUUUUAUAAGGCAAUUUUAUUACCAUUGGCAGAGAGUGGUGAUUGUACAUUGUUGGAAGCUAAAAUCAUUGGUAGUGUUGUUUGUAAAGUUUCAAUUCCAGUAUUACAUUCAUCGGUUGCCUUAAUGAAGUUAUCUCAAUUAACUCGUUACAAUGGUGCCACAAGUAUGUUCAUUCGUAUGUUGUGUGAUAAAAAAUACGCUCUUCCAUAUCGUGUAAUCGAUGGUUUGGUCGAUCAUUUCGUUAUGUUUGAUGAAGAAGUUCGUGAAUUACCUGUACUAUGGCAUCGUGCUCUCUUAUCCUUUGUUCAACGUUAUAAAACUGAUAUUACAAAAGAUCAAAAAGAAAAACUUAAAAUCAUCCUUAGAAAACAUAAUCAUCAUAUAAUAACCGCUGAAAUUCGUCGUGAACUUUUCUUUUCAAAUUCAAGAGGUGGUGUUGCUCCUUCAAAUUUCACUGAUGAUACUUCAAGUAUGAUGGAAUAA
Dictyostelium discoideum AX4 is the source of this 1428-nucleotide messenger RNA. RefSeq lists its product as hypothetical. The transcript is spliced from 2 exons. Gene Ontology annotation, cellular component: nucleolus. Bases 1 to 1428 code for a protein of 475 amino acids. The record is from RefSeq and is a predicted model, not a curated record. Lineage: Eukaryota; Evosea; Eumycetozoa; Dictyosteliales; Dictyosteliaceae.